GAGCUGCAGUUAAGAAGAGCUUUCCCAGAAAUAUGUUAUUAUACGGAGGAUCUGAGACUGGCUGAAGUCUGUAAACCUGAAGAAGAAAACUCCAUGAGAAAGUUUUUUGGUGAUUAAAAAUGUUCCAAAGGAUCAUCGGUCUGCUGCUGCUUCUCAUGGCUGCUUGUUCAGCUCAGAGCACAGGUGAGUUUACAAGGGAGUCCACAGAUGUCAACACCAUGGUGUGUAAUACCUGCGCUGAAGGUGAGACCUGCGUGAGCGACGACAAGAUCAACUGGAGGUGUGGGCAGCCGGAUGUCAACACCAUGGUGUGUAAUACCUGCGCUGAAGGUGAGACCAGUGUGAGCGACGACAAGAUCAACUGGAGGUCUGGCCAGCCAGCUCUGAAACCUCAGCUGAGGUUGGUAAAUGGUAGCACACCAUGCUCUGGUAGAGUGGAGAUCCUCCAUAACAACCAGUGGGGAACAGUGUGUGAUGACGCUUGGGAUAUAAACGAUGCCAAGGUGGUCUGCCGACAGAUGAGAUGUGGCCCCGUCCAGUCAGCAACUAUUUCUGCCUCCUUUGGACAAGGCACCGGACCGAUCUGGAUGGAUGAUGUUGCCUGUACAGGCAGCGAGUCUUUGCUAUCAGAAUGUCGACAUCCAGGGUUUGGCACUCAUAACUGCCACCAUGGUGAAGAUGCUGGAGUCAUCUGUUCUGCUCCGACGGUGAGAUUGGUCAAUGGUAACACACCAUGCUCUGGUAGAGUGGAGAUCCUCCAUAACAACCAGUGGGGAACAGUUUGUGAUGAUGGUUGGGACAUAAAUGACGCCAGGGUGGUCUGCCAACAACUGAGAUGUGGCCCCGUCCAGUCGGCAACUAGUUCUGCCAACUUUGGACAAGGCACCGGACCGAUCUGGAUGGAUGAUGUUGCCUGUACAGGCAGCGAGUCUUUGCUAUCAGAAUGUCGACAUCCAGGGUUUGGCACUCAUAACUGCGGCCAUGGUGAAGAUGCUGGAGUCAUCUGUUCUGCGCCGAAAUCUCAGCUGAGGUUGGUAAAUGGUAACACACCAUGCUCUGGUAGAGUGGAGAUCCUCCAUAACAACCAGUGGGGAACAGUGUGUGAUGAUAGUUGGGAUAUCAAUGACGCAAAGGUGGUCUGCCGACAGAUGAGAUGUGGCCCCGUUCAGUCAGCAACUAGUUCUGCCUCCUUUGGACCAGGCACCGGACAGAUCUGGAUGGAUGAUGUUGCCUGUACAGGCAGCGAGUCUUUGCUAUCAGAAUGUCGACAUCCAGGGUUUGGCACUCAUAACUGCGGCCAUGGUGAAGAUGCUGGAGUCAUCUGUUCUGGUGUAGCACCGGCGGUGAGGUUGGUAAAUGGUAACACACCAUGCUCUGGUAGAGUGGAGAUCCUCCAUAACAACCAGUGGGGAACAGUGUGUGAUGAUGAUUGGGACAUAGACGACGCCAGGGUGGUCUGCCGACAGCUGAGAUGUGGCCCCGUCCAGUAUGCAACUAGUUCUGCCUCCUUUGGACAAGGCACCGGACCGAUCUGGAUGGAUGAUGUUGCCUGUACAGGCAGCGAGUCUUUGCUAUCAGAAUGUCGACAUCCAGGGUUUGGCACUCAUAACUGUGGCCAUGGUGAAGAUGCUGGAGUCAUCUGUUCUGGUGGACGCGGAUGAUGCCAAGCCUCAGCUGGAGGAGAAGGAGGGGCAGGACGAGUACUCCCAGCUGCAGAUGCCCGAGUGAUUGGUCCAUCCAGCUCCUUCAUUAGCAUAUCUGACCCAUAUCCUGUAGCAGCGCUGGGCAGACGGACUGAACACGCUUCUGAAAUCUUGUUUUUAUAAAUCUUUGUAUUUUCUGUUUCUCUGUCUGUCUGAAGAUCACACUAACUGUCUGCUCUGUCUUCCUGAUGAAUCUGUCUAUCAUUAAAGGCACAUUUUAUCUUUAAAAUAA
Perca fluviatilis (European perch) is the source of this 1935-nucleotide messenger RNA. Its product is annotated as deleted in malignant brain tumors 1 protein-like. Gene Ontology annotation, cellular component: membrane. Lineage: Eukaryota; Metazoa; Chordata; Actinopteri; Perciformes; Percidae. The transcript has 9 exons. The record is from RefSeq and is a predicted model, not a curated record. The coding region runs from base 120 to 1661 and encodes 513 amino acids.